AUGACAUUAUGCUUAACACGACAAAGAAUUGGUCUAUUGUCUAGAAUCUACCCAACAAAUUCAUGCUCACUACGGCACAAUUCCACCUUAUUUCGACGAAGUUUAGAUAGAGUGCCAACCAAAUUAUACAACAAGAUUACAGAACAAGGUCAAAGUGAAUUAAGAUUACAGCCUAAGAUUCAAUAUUUACCGCUAUUUGCGAAAUCCUUGCAAAGUUUUGGUAAAAAUGUGAAGAUACAGACAAAAUAUUCACUUCGAUUUUCACAAGAAAAAUUAAAGGGAGCAUUAGAACCAAUUGUAUUUCACAUUGUUUGCGUAAUUGAAAGCUCAAAUCAAAGGAAGUCGUUGUCAUCAUAUCAUCGGGAAUUUUUCAAUCAUUUAUUGAGCAAAAUUGAGGAGCCAAAACAAGCUAAUUGCAACGAGCUAGCCACAAGAUUUAAAGUUAAAGUCAACAAAGACUUGGAGUUAGGAGUUCAGUGUUUUCAAUCAAUUUCGGGCUUGUUGAAAAAACCUCACACAAUUAAAGAUUUGGGUGAUUGGAUAGAAUCAAUUAUGUCCUCUUCAAUUUCUAAAAGUACACCACUUCUUUCGAAGACAACACCAGCAUUUGUACUAUUGGAUGUCGUUUCAAGGAACUCUCCCUUCAAAGAGCAAUAUAAGACUCAAUUUGAACUAUGGACUCAUAAUUUGAGAAUUUUGCUAAGAGACCGACAAAUAGAUGAUUACAUAGUCAAGUCAGUUUUUGAGAAUUUAAUAUAUUUCGCUAUAAUGUACGAACCAAGUGAUUUAAAACAAUUGAUCAAAUUAACAUUAGAUACAAAAAGUGGUGGGUCGAAAUCAGAAUCAAAGUUUUUAUCCGAUUUAAUAUGGAAAUUAGCGUAUUUUGCGUCAAGGCACCAAAAGAUUGAUUAUAUGGAGAUAGCUAACGCUCAAGAAGUCUUAGUUGGGCGUAUAAAGCUGUCACAUUUUCAAUUAACUUUGAAUGGGUAUUUAGGAAUUGCAUUGGUAAUGUCCGAGUUGUCUCCAGCAAAAGCAUUGAAGUUAUUAGAAGUUGCUGAAAGAAAAUUUUUAAGUAAUACAAAUUCCAAUAAGGAUUUAGUAAACUACAAUAUGACAAAAAUUUGGUUAGCUAAAGAUCCCGAAGAAGCUACUAACAAUUUCAAAUUUGCAAUCGAUGAAUUCAUUACAUCUUCAAAAUUGUGGUCGAUUUUUAUUAAGAAAUUAAAAAAGUGUAAUAUUUUGACUGAAUCAAGAGCUAUGUUACUUUUCAAAAAAUUGAUAGAUUCCAAAGUUAAAGUAACAAGCGAAUUGAUAUCGGAGAUAUUGUAUCCAAUCAAGGAUUAUUACCAUAUGGAAGAAAUCUAUCAUUUGACAAAGAAUGAACUCAAUAAUGAAUGUGGUAAAAUAUUUCUUCCUAAAUACAUUGAGUUACUUCAAAAAUUCAGAAAUGACAAAUCACUUCCUCAAACUAUAUUUCCAUGGGAUGAACCUUUACAAGUAGCCGCCAAUGGUAAAUUCAAGGGAUUUAGUUCAGUGCAAGAGUAUUUGGAUGAGCUUUACCACAAAAAUUCAAAUAAGUCAAUACAAUUCAUAGCAUCAUAUAUGAAAAGUAUAAAUAAUCCAAGAGAAGUUUUUGAGUUUUAUGAAAAAGAAAUCAUAGACAAAAACCAUUCACCAAAUGCACUUUGUCUUGGAACUUUAAUAAAAUCGGCAAAAAAAUUAAAUAAAUUUGAUCAAUACACACAAUUUGCAAUAGAUGAAUUUAUAAAAAAUGUUAAAAAAGAUAAUUAUUCAACCGGAAUUACACCAGAUAAUUUACUUUGGUUUAAUUAUAUCUCACUAUUGGCAAAAUUUAAUAAUAUUUCCGAAUUAUCAAAAAUUUUAAAAUGGUGGUUAGAUAUAAAUUUUCAACCUAAAAAAAUUACAUUAAUGCAAUUGCUUUAUGUUUUGCCACAAGACUUUUCUUAUAGACAUAUAAAACAUCAUGAAAUUGCAAAUCUGCGAAAUGAUUGGGAUUGGCCAACUGUUGAAGAAUAUAAUAAUUUUAAAGAACUGAAAUCUCAUCUGUAA
This is a messenger RNA of Lodderomyces jiufengensis, 2070 nucleotides long. RefSeq lists its product as uncharacterized. The transcript has a single exon. Bases 1 to 2070 code for a protein of 689 amino acids. Lineage: Eukaryota; Fungi; Ascomycota; Pichiomycetes; Serinales; Debaryomycetaceae. The record is from RefSeq and is a predicted model, not a curated record.